AUGUCGUGGAUAUUUGGAGGUAGCAAGACACCUGAACAAAAGGAAAAAGAAGAUGCAGUUGCAUUGAAAGAGAAACUUGGAUUUGAUCCAUCUCAAGUUGCCGAUGUUGGCACAAUCUUGAACAGUCCUGGUGUAUUAAGUUCGGCCUCUCUACACCCCUUGAGUGGUUUAGAAAAGGGCAUAGAGUAUAUGGAUUUAGAGGAUGAACAAUUAACCACUGUUGAAGGAGCCCAAGGUUUAAUUCCUUCCAGAAAUUGGACAGAUGAUUUGUGUUACGGUACAGGUGCUGUUUAUUUGUUAGGUUUAGGAGUUGGAGGUGCUUAUGGGUUCCAGGAAGGUGUUAGAAACUUACCUCCAAAUGCUACUCCAAAGUUGCAAUUAAAUACUAUUUUGAAUCAUAUCACCAAGAGAGGUCCAUUCUUGGGUAAUUCUGCUGGUGUUUUGGCUUUGACUUAUAACUUGAUUGAUUCCAGCUUAGAUGCAAUUAGAGGUAAGCAUGAUGAUGUUAACUCUGUUGGUGCCGGUGCUUUAGCAGGUGCUUUAUUUAAGAGUUCUGCUGGUCUCAAACCAAUGUUUUACUCGACAGCCAUGAUGGCAGGUGGUGCUGCUGCGUGGUGUGGUAUAAAAGCUGUAUUACAACAACAACAAAAACAACAACUGCAACAACACGAACAACCAUUACAAUAA
Lizanozyma spartinae is the source of this 687-nucleotide messenger RNA. RefSeq names its product protein transporter (gene TIM23). Gene Ontology annotation, biological process: protein import into mitochondrial matrix. Gene Ontology annotation, cellular component: TIM23 mitochondrial import inner membrane translocase complex; mitochondrial inner membrane. The coding region runs from base 1 to 687 and encodes 228 amino acids. The record is from RefSeq and is a predicted model, not a curated record. The transcript has a single exon. Gene Ontology annotation, molecular function: transmembrane protein transporter activity. Lineage: Eukaryota; Fungi; Ascomycota; Pichiomycetes; Serinales; Debaryomycetaceae.